AUGUCGUCAACUGUCUGGUACUGCUGCGAGUGCAACUUCGGACCCCACAACUCUGACCUCUACGACGCCUGCAUCAGCUGCGGAAGAGAGCACUGCUAUCGAUGCGUUGAGGAAAAGGUCAUCGGCAGCAACUACGCCCACUCCCACAGCAACGCCCACGCCAGUCAUGGCACCUCGGCGUACCCAUCUGCCGUCGCCGGCCACACUGCAGGCAUGCUCUCUCUCGAGGCCACCCCCGAGGCCAUCACGCCCGUGAAGCCCAUGAGCCUGGGAACCGAUCUCGCCAGUAUCCGCAACCUAUCCCGACCUAAGCAGGCGACCUCUGCCUCGCCGUUCAAUGGCCCAGUGCCAGUAUACGGGCACACCUACAUGUACAUCUGUUGCAGGUGCAAUGAUGGCCCCAAGGUCUUCGAAGUGCAACCAAAAUGCAUCGUCUGUGAUCACCAGGCCUGCGGUACAUGCACCCAUAUCAAAUGA
Molecule: messenger RNA, 477 nt
Organism: Penicillium macrosclerotiorum
Lineage: Eukaryota; Fungi; Ascomycota; Eurotiomycetes; Eurotiales; Aspergillaceae
Exons: 1
Coding region: 1-477 (158 amino acids)
Source: RefSeq, a predicted model, not a curated record